UACAACCAAAAUAACUACUUGAUCAUUUCUCUAACACGAGAAAGUGAGUGAUGGCGCCAGCAAAAGGAGCAUCAAGUGAAGCCACUUCAAAAGUAGAAGCAUCCAAGGAUGCCUUGUCCACUGUGGCCCACAAGGCACCUAUAACUGCCCAAAGGAAACUCCCAGAAGACUUGGAUACCAAGCUCCCCAAAGCAUAUAUGCCAAGAGCUCUGGUUGCUCCUGAUACAGAGAACAUGAGUGGAACAUGGGGCCAUAAGCAUAAUGACAUGUCUGUGCUUCAGCAACAUGCAGCCUUCUUCGACAUUGACAAUGAUGGUAUUAUCUAUCCAUGGGAGACAUUCAAAGGAUUUCGUGCACUUGGUUUCAAUGUGGUUUCUUCCUUCAUAUUUACAAUUAUUCUUCAUGCAGCUCUCAGUUAUUCUACUCUUCCUACAUGGUUACCUUCACCUAUGUUACCAAUUCACAUACAAAAUAUACACAGGGCUAAGCAUGGAAGUGACUCAGGGAGCUAUGACACAGAGGGAAGGUUCAUCCCAGCAAAUUUGGAAAUAAUGUUCAGUAAGUAUGCUCAUGAAGUGCCUGACAAAUUGACAUUCAGGGAGCUAUGGCACAUGACUCAAGCCAACAGUGUUGCAUAUGACUUCUUUGGAUGGGCUGCCAGCAAAUUAGAGUGGGGAGUUUUGUAUAUUCUAGCCAAAGAUGAACAAGGUUUUCUGUCAAAAGAAGCUGUGAGACGUUGUUUUGAUGGAAGCUUAUUUGAGUAUUGUGCUAAAAGGCGCAAGGGUACAGUUGCAAAAAUGGCUUGACAACAUCUCCAGUAAAUUUUCUUAUCAAUAUUAAAUGUUAGGAGGAUAAGAUUAAUGUUCACCUUGAUAUGUAGAUGACAGUGCUUCUAGCUGAUUUAUUUACCAGUUGAAAGAGCAAAUAAUUUAGCAAAGUGCCUUUCUUCUUUCUACCUUUAUAGUUUAUACAGUUGAAGCACCAUAUUUACUCAA
This is a messenger RNA of Cicer arietinum (chickpea), 995 nucleotides long. Its product is annotated as peroxygenase 2-like. Gene Ontology annotation, molecular function: monooxygenase activity; calcium ion binding. The record is from RefSeq and is a predicted model, not a curated record. Lineage: Eukaryota; Viridiplantae; Streptophyta; Magnoliopsida; Fabales; Fabaceae.